AUGAAAGAUGUUAUUCGAGUUACUCCAGAACAUUUCCAUCAAAGUUUAGCUGAAUCUAUAACAACGUUACUUAAUAGAAAACUUGCUAAUAGGGUAGUUUUGAAUGUUGGUUUAUGUAUAGCACUUUUUGAUAUUACGAAUAUUGGACAUUCAUAUAUAUUUCCCGGAGAUGGUUCAUCACAUACUGAAGUCAAGUUUCGCUACAUUGUUUUUCGGCCUAUUGUUGAAGAAAUACUUAUAGGUAAAAUAAGAAGUUGUAGUAGAGAAGGUGUGCAUGUGACCAUAGGUUUCUUUGAUGAUAUUUUAAUACCAGUGAAUGCCUUGCAACAUCCAUCAAGAUUUGAUGAGACAGACCAAGCAUGGGUGUGGGAAUAUCCCAAAGGAGAUGGUGAAAAACAUGACUUAUUCAUGGAUUCAGGAGAGUCUAUAAGAUUCCGAGUGACAAGUGAAACAUUUGAAGAGAGUUUGCCUACAGGUCCUCCAGGUACUGAAAUUCCAGUUAAAACAAUUGCUCCAUACAGACUAACAGGUGGAAUAAAUGAACCAGGGCUUGGUCUAUUAACAUGGUGGGAAACACAGGAGCAAGAUGAUGAGGGGGAGGAUGAUGAUGAACAGGAAAAUGAUGAA
Molecule: messenger RNA, 627 nt
Organism: Iphiclides podalirius (scarce swallowtail)
Lineage: Eukaryota; Metazoa; Arthropoda; Insecta; Lepidoptera; Papilionidae
Source: the annotation of a GenBank genome assembly